This is a messenger RNA of Mytilus trossulus (common blue mussel), 967 nucleotides long. RefSeq names its product schlafen-like protein 1. The record is from RefSeq and is a predicted model, not a curated record. The coding region runs from base 108 to 914 and encodes 268 amino acids. NCBI's taxonomy places the organism in Eukaryota, Metazoa, Mollusca, Bivalvia, Mytilida, Mytilidae. The transcript has 4 exons.
UCGUCGAUGUUCUGUAAGGCUACAUGUAUUAUAAAUCUAUGUAGACAGUGGUGACAUCCUAAUCUAACAAAACAUUUCAGAACUGAUAAAGAGGAUUUUAUUUCGACAUGUCUACCAGUGAUCAUAAAGUGAUUAUUAGAAAUCUUACGAAAAGUAAAAGCAUCAGUGAUUCGAACUUAAAGGAUUCAAUAUUUGAAUUACUAAACAUGUGCAUAAAGAUAUCGACUUUGAGAAACUGUAUAAAGAUAAAAAAGGAAAAGAAGCAGAGGUGUGCCGUAAUUAUUCUUAGAAAUCCAAACGAAGUAUUUGAAGUAUUAGACCGCUUAAAGAACCGGCGAAGCAGAAAAACCCUUGGAUUCGACUUUCAGAGCCUUGCAGAUAAAGAUGUAGACAUUGACGUUGAAAUGGAAUUGCCUGAAAGAUACUAUCGAAAAGGUCAAUAUAUAGGCAGAGAAACUAGACAAAUGGAAUUCAAACUAGGUGGAGGAGAAUAUGUCAGAAAAUAUUUGAGGGAAGAUGUGCUUAAAUAUGUAUGUGGGUAUCUAAACGGAAGAACCAAAGGAACUCUGUUCAUUGGUGUAAAUGAUGAUGGCCAUGUUGUUGGUGUCAAUUGUGAAGAAGAAGAUAAAAUUCGUCGAGAGUAUAUCGACCAAAGCAUCAGAGCAAUAAAACCACCUGUCGAUAAUAAAGACUAUACCGUAGAGUUUAUUCCCGUGGAAGUGAAUGGAAAACUAAGAGCCAAUUGUAAAGUAAUUGAAAUAACGGUCUACAAGAAAAAACAACUCAAUAGACUUUUUGACAGUAAAGGUCACGUGUAUAUGAGACGUGAAGGCAGUGUAUCAGAUUUUACCGCGGCUGAAGUACAGGAUUGGAUUUUUCAGAAUCGUCCAUCAAAAAAGUGCACUUUGUUAUGAUAUUGGGAUAUCAAAAGAACAGUGCUAAGUUGGAUAACAACGUGCUUUAGACC